Molecule: messenger RNA, 1604 nt
Organism: Ochlerotatus camptorhynchus
Lineage: Eukaryota; Metazoa; Arthropoda; Insecta; Diptera; Culicidae
Product: probable peptidoglycan muropeptide transporter SLC46
Exons: 3
Coding region: 274-1581 (435 amino acids)
Biological process (GO): transmembrane transport
Cellular component (GO): membrane
Molecular function (GO): transmembrane transporter activity
Source: RefSeq, a predicted model, not a curated record
UAUGCGAUAUUUCGUUAGACUAGAUCUAGCUGUGCUCGUGUUAAGUAGUGACCCACGUGCUUCAACUAUGGAUGUUGCGGAAAAGUUCGAAGAAAACUCACCACUCUUGGUGGCCAACGGUUCGAGAAAAGUUAACCGGAAUUGGUUUCGAAAUGUAACUGUUGAACCCGUCGCUUUUCUGCAUAGUUUCGGUUGGAGCCUUUCUGGUAGAAACCUUAGAUUGUUCAUAAACAUAUAUCUAAUCAGGUGUUUGCUUCAAAAUUUAUAGAGAUCAUGUUAACCAACCAAAUAGUGUAUCAAUCUUGUGUGGUAACACUGGAAUCGAACGAGACUGCUUGCUCUCUUUUAAAGAGUUCCGGAGUGUCGGACAAUCAAACGAUUGCGAUUUAUCUAGAAGAAAAGGUUCAACCAUAUGCAGCUACCAUCUCUAUGACUAUUGUUUUGCUCACAUCAGUUGUUCCUGCAUUAGUUGCUCUGUUUCUUGGGCCAUGGUCGGAUAAGUUUGGCCGAAAGCCCGUCAUAGCGAUCGCUGCAGUUGGAUAUAUGCUAACAGAGAUUCUGAUCGCAUGGAUUAGUUACCUGUCGUCGUAUUACGCUUUAUCGCCGUGGUUGUAUGUUGUGGCGAAUAUUCCUGUGGCAGUUUCCGGAGGAUAUUCAGUAUUCAAUGCUGGGAUAUUCAGCUACAUGAACGAUGUAACGAAUGAGAAUAACCGAACAAUGCGCAUGGGCGUCUUACAAGGAUUCACCAUGCUUGGAGUGCUUAUUGGAUUGCUAGCCAGCAGUUACAUGGUGAAAUUUGUAACAGUAACAACAAUGUUUUCGAUUUCAGCGGUAAUCAUGUUUAUUAGUGUAAUGUACUUAAUACUAGUUACCAAUGAAUCUAUCACAACGAAUAAUUUGCAUUCAGCGAUACAGCAACUGAAGGCGAUCUUCAACGUUAACUUAGUCGUAGAUAUGCUACAAACGUUUUCAAAACCUAGGCCCAACUACGAACGAGCCAUCACGUGGCUAUUGAUAAUAGUUGGUGGCUUUGUAGAAUUUGCCGUUGCAGGACGAACUCUGUUUUUUUUAUAUACAAGGCGGCAGUUCUGUUGGGAUGCAGUAUCGUACGGAUUUUGGCUGUCUGCAGAACUUGGACUAAUAAUGCUUGGCAAUUUGUUUGGCAUUGCACUUCUCAAAAAACUAUUCAAUAUUUCAGACUUAGGUCUGCUUGCUCUGUCCACAGUGAAUCAAGUUGGAGAUUACCUUGUCAAAGGAUUUGCCCGGCAAGGUUGGCAGCUCUAUUUGACCACUUUUAUGACACCAUUCAAGGGAGUGGAUGGCGCUGCAGUUCGGUCUAUUCUAUCUAGCAUUUUACCCAGCGAUGAAAUUGGCAAAAGUUACUCUAUGGAUCUUUCGGUGAAAGCGAUCACUCCACUCAUAUCGGUAUUCUUGUUUACUUACAUUUAUAACAGAACCAUUGACAAUGUUCCCUCAACGUAUCUGUUUGUAACUAGUGCAAUAUUUGGAAUAAAUCUAUUGCUCAUUGGAGUGACGCAGUAUCUAUUGAACAAACGAAACCAAUCAAUCAUCAAGUUGUAGGUAUCAUAUAUCAUAUACUAAAC